CAGGUGAAAAGUCAGUUAGUUAUCAAGUCCACAGCAACAGAAAAACGAUUUGUUGAUGUUCUAGCCCUGCACACCUUGUUCAGUCGUCAAAAGCGUGAGAGCUAGGUAAGUACAACCUCUUAGACCCUACGUACGCCUUUUCAAAGCCACAACUGAUUUUCACUUUGGACACUAUACGCUACAAAUUUCCUCCUCAAAAAAUUUCGCUUUCCUUCUCGUCAAAAUAAAUCAAACGUUUCCUUUACGGAAAGCAAGGUCCAUCCUUUAAAUUUGUGUUUAACGGCACAAGUGAAGAAUGAAGUAGUUUCCGAAUACGAAAGUGAUCUUACCAUAUCUAUUAUGGCCUCAGAUAUUGGAAAUGCAUUUGCGUGGUUAAGUAACUUGUACCUUUCUAAAAUAGGUUUUUAAAAAAAGUAGGUGAAAAACCAUUAAGGAAAUCACGAAAGGAAGAUUCGCGCCACCAGCUACAUCAAAACUGACCAUGCUAAUAUUAAACAUUUUACGAGAUAUCGUGGAAUAGCUUUCGAUGCUUUUUGUUCGUGUUGCUGUAUUAAUUUUCUCGUUUAACCCUUAUCUCAACAGCUGACCAAACGGAGUCAAAUCAAUCGCCUUACUAUGAUAAAGCACGCUAUUUUUGUCUAUAUUUUUGUUUCUCUGAUGCUUGGUUCUUUCGCCCAUCCCAUUUUAAGAACAAGAUUGUCGCAAGACAUGUCAGGCACAAGGCAAUUACUGGAAGGUACGUCAUUUUAAAACUUUAUUUUAAAAUCGAAAAACAGAUAAUUUAUCAUCCAAAAUUCAGAUAUUUAAAUACAUCAAAAGACAUUAGAGCUAAGACACAAUUCAAACCCAUAAAGUAUUGGCUCAUGUGUUAUAUAACGAGAAAUUAAAAAAAAAUCUUUUGUGCGGUUUGCUGUCAAUGUGUAGUCGUUUAAGGAUAUCAAAAGCAAGCCGGUCGUGUCCACAUUUAAAAAAAAACCACCGAAAAACGUUUUUUCCAGUCGAUGCCGAUCAACUUUUCCAAAUUAACCCGAGAAAUAUCGUUGCAUAUUGUGAGUUAAGGAAUAUUUGAAGUGAUGCAUCUUUCAAAAUUUUAUUCACGGAUAAAAUCGUACGCUUCUCAUGAAAAUUCACUCCCUCCGGUGGUUAUGAACUUUCGAAAAUUUACUUUCAUAAAUUAAUCAAGAAAACAGCGGCCCAUAGAUCGAACAGAUUAUUUCAAACUGAGAAUAAGGAAUAAGUGCAAAAAACUUAAUUUAAAUCAUGAAUUGAGAAUAAUAAAUGGGCGCAUGUAUGUAUGGAAUUUCUUUUGGUGUGUUCAACUCGAUAUCUCACGAGCGAGUCAGAUAUCGAGUUGAACACGAGAAGAGAAAUUCUAUACCAAAAAGAACAUAUGUAUCAUUUUUUAUCAUAUAAACACCAUAGCACUAAACCGACAAGAAAAUUGGACAAGCGACCUUGGAUUGAGAAUGGUGAACGCUUUGCCAUUCAUUCAUCAACCUGACAGUGCGGCACGCAAGGCGAUUGAAGUAUCAGCGGCUGAUUGACGAUAUCAGAAUCUCACGUAAAAAUUAUCGCAAUUUUACACGGGUUUCCUCAGGGAUGGAAAUCCUUGUAAACACCGCAGUUAAAAUAAAUAUAUCUUUAACAUUAAUUAUACCACGAGCUUCUCAAACAAUUUCUCACCCCCUAUGCGUGAACUCUUUCAGAUCCAGAGAAAAUGGGAUCAUUGUUUUCUCUUGUUCAGAUUGAAGUACAAAACUUGACGUACCGUUUAUGUUAUUUUGUGACUCAAGCAUGAAUGCGCUAUGCAACUUAGCCUACUUCGAGAAGAGGAAGAAAGGAAUGGCAUUUCAUUAUAAUCAGAAGCAUACAUUAAGUACAUAUAGUAUGCAUAAAAUAUAAAGCUUCAUUAGCCUCCACGGGGGAAAAUAAUGAGGUUUUAUUUUCACUUGGUCUUUAGCCUGAGCAUGAAAUUUUCCCCUUAUGAUGCCAUGUGUCAAUGAUCUAUCGUCAGAAAAAUGAGUGAACUUCAAUGCCAGAUCCUAAGACUGAUUUAAGCUGUCUAAAAACGGUUCCACGUUUUCUUUUCUUUUUUUGUUACGUUUAUUCUUUGAUGGUUCGAUCCUACCACACUUUAGUAGGCAUCGAACAAAAGCAUUGUUUAAAAAGUCACCAUCUUUAUCAAUUAUCUUAGAAACUCCAUUUCAUUUCUACUUUGGUCUACUUCAUGUGACUCACGGCUGUUGCUUAAGGUCGUAUUGUAGCUUCAUCUUCCUUACGCGAUCUAAGAUUUUUUAAAACUCUAUGUGAAGAUGACUUUUGAUCUGCUGAUUUCAGUUUUAUCGAUGAGCAAAAUAAUUCAUCCGCGAGCUCUUUUUUACCUUGACAGAGAAGCAGUUCUGUUCCCCUCAUGACCAUCUCUUAAGCCAUUGCUGGGGAAAAUUUAUUUGAACCUCACUAGUACUUGUUUCAAGUUGCUCUUGUGUGAUUAAAUUUGGACGUUUGCUUAGAAAUGCAGUGCACGCCAUCUGCAGGACGAAUUGAAAUAUUGAACAGUUUUAAAUACCAUUUUAAGGGUGCUGACCAGCAUAGGCACUAAUCAAUGAACUAAUGAGCGAAAUUCUACCAAAUAGCUUAGACAAAUUUACGCAAACGUUUUGAGUAGCUGGAAGAAUAAGCUUUCAUUCUUUCCCAAGAGUAUUUAAACUGUUUUGGUGAAAGGAAAGGAUUAGGCAUCGUGUCUAUCGUGCGUGAUUGGUGCAUUUACAAUUUAUCAUUGUGUAACGGUUCUGAUGACCAUAACGAAAGGUAUCAAAGGAAAAGUUGUGAGUGCUCUCAGAAAGCCUGACAUCCAGUAUGACUACAUUUUAGCAAAUUCACGGCGUCUAUCAGAGAGCCUGUUCGAACUAUAUAGCCUAGGUGUAACCGUACCCUCCCCCCUCCCCUCCCAAGGUGAAACAAAUCACAUUCUAUGCUCAGUUUUCCUUUUAUUUUUAGGUAUGACCGUUAUUGUCAUCACUUCUUUAUUUCAUUUAAUUGGUAUUCUAAGAAUUAUCAAACCCAUAAUUUUUUUUUUCUCUACAGAACCUGGGAUGACGAAGUGUCCUCAUCCAAGCGACAUCUAUUUUUGCACAUUCGAGUUUCUUUACAAUGAAGCAUGUUACGAAGGAACUGAAGAGUUUAAAAUAAGAUGCCAAAACUUCUGUAAUGGAUUGUGCAGAAUUUAUGGAACUCUUUCAUAACUAGCGAGCCUAGUUAUUGUUCUUUUAAAACCAAGUAAAGCAGUCUUAUUAAUCCCGUAAACAAAUAAUGAACAUAAUGAUUUUCUCUCGAACGUGAUGCCAUCAGCAUGCACAUUUUAGAAUGAUAACUCUUGCCGUCAUCGUGAAACAGAUCUUUUUGAUGAAUGCAUUUAAUGGAACUGAAAUAAAAUGUGGCUUCUUACAACAACCACUUUUUCUAUCUUCAAAUGAAUCUUAUUGGAAAUCUAACAAUGAGUCAAUAAAGCAAAAAUCGCGCAAGG
Messenger RNA from Pocillopora meandrina, 3523 nucleotides. The record is from the annotation of a GenBank genome assembly. NCBI's taxonomy places the organism in Eukaryota, Metazoa, Cnidaria, Anthozoa, Scleractinia, Pocilloporidae.